AUGUCCGCAAUUGUAACAACGUACGUUGCAGAGCACAAACUCAAUAAAGAUAUGAGUAAUGAAGAACUUAGCCAGCACGCCUCAGCAUUACUCGAGCUUUUGAUGGAUAAACUGAAAAGAGACAAGGGCCAUCAGCGCUUCCAAAAAGGGUAUAAUUUUAGUAAAGAGCAGGCAUUUGUAUUAAUCCCCGAUCAGAGAAUUUGCCGAAGUAGAAGUCGGGUAAUUCCCAAAGAAGGAGGGGAAGAAGCAGGGGAAGUUAAUAUAUGCCAAGUGUCUAAUCUUAUUCCAGGGGAGACGGUUGAGAUGAUAGCUCAACGUAUUAUGCGGGAUAGCCUUGGUGAAAAAGAAGUAAAAGCUAUAGCUAAGGCUUUAACGUCUCCUAACCCUGUCACCGCCACAUCCUGUCUCAGUAGACUUCGAAGAGAGUUGCAGAAACUCAAUGCCCCAGAAAAAAUAAUCUCUGCUACAUAUGAUGAAAAAACAACCUGCGCAUCUAAUAAGAUUCAAAAGUAG
Messenger RNA from Rhizophagus irregularis DAOM 181602=DAOM 197198, 513 nucleotides. RefSeq lists its product as uncharacterized. Lineage: Eukaryota; Fungi; Glomeromycota; Glomeromycetes; Glomerales; Glomeraceae. The record is from RefSeq and is a predicted model, not a curated record.